Messenger RNA from Carassius carassius (crucian carp), 1959 nucleotides. RefSeq lists its product as uncharacterized. The record is from RefSeq and is a predicted model, not a curated record. NCBI's taxonomy places the organism in Eukaryota, Metazoa, Chordata, Actinopteri, Cypriniformes, Cyprinidae. The transcript has 2 exons. The coding region runs from base 643 to 1575 and encodes 310 amino acids.
UCUCUCUGCAUAACGAGUGCCAGAAACGUUCAUUAUCAUUUAUCAGCCUCAGCUUGACUGUAUUUGUGCCGUGUGCGUCUUGUAGGAGAAUAAACCACACACAUCCACAAACUUGUAUGCAUAUGUCCUGCACAUAUCUACAAUACAUAAAGCUCUCAUCCUUUGAUAAUCAUUCAGCCUGUCGUGAGUCAAACCAACUGCAGUAAAGAUCACACAGUGGAUAGCCUGUACAUUUGAUUCCCUUCUGGAAGUAUAUAACUUGCACUUGAUUCAGCUCCAUCAUCUCGAUGUUCUCGGAUGCUGCCAUUACAGAGAUUGAACAGAGCUAAGAAUAUUCAUCUAAUCUGAGUAUUAUACAGCAGCCCGUUGACUGAACAAAAUACCCAAACCUCUCAUCGUGACCAAGCUCAUAUUACAGUAUCCUGACUUUUAACAACUGCAGUUUAUGUAAAGGCUGUCUCCCUCACUAAUGUUAAUCAUCAUACUUUAUGAUUAUUAAACGGAUUGAAACUGAUGCUCUGCUCUGCGUGUUCUGACCGACACACCUGGUUCACUACUAUACCUUGCUAGCCUUAGUAAUUCAGAUAGCUCUUUGCUACAAUAAGUGGUCCUUCGAGCCGGAUUAGUAGCUGUGCUGGGAGCAUGCAGCAGAGUGUUGGAGUAUCAGAGGCCAUGUCCACCCGGCCUAAGCGUUUAAUCAGACAGCCCUCUUAUUUGAAAGACUAUGAGGUCAGUGCUAUGCAUUACCAGAGACAGAGUUCAGUGGCACCGCCCACACCAAGAGAAAGCCAAAGCUCACAAUCUCAUGUGACAUGGAAUGAGCUUUACCCGCCUCCAGAUGAUAACUCUCUAAGCUUCGAGGAGAGCUUCCUAGACACGUCCAGACAAUCUUACACCCCUAUGCCUUACAGAGCGGAGGGAGUACCACAGAGCAGGUUACUGAGUGAGAGUAUGCGGUAUGAUUCGGUUUCACAUCAUGAUACUAGAGAGGGUAAAUUGACAGCCUCAGCCAGAGCGCCAUUAGCAGUACAGCGAGAUCAGUCCAGAGAGAGAUGGCCCAUGCCACCCCUUGCUAUAUCGGAUGACUUUCAGGCUUCAGAGGCAGAGGAGCCUAAUGAAGAGUUACCUCCCCCGCCUUGGCCUACAACAGAUUACCCUCCGAUGUGUGCAGUUGGUGAAGAAAUGCGAGUGAUCAAUGUCUUGGAUCGGAUGAUGAGCAAGUUGCAGCUCAUGAAAGAUAGUGUGGCCUCUAAUAUCCUGACUCCCACUCAUUCUCACUCCACCCCGAGAAUAGUAGGCCCUUCCCAGACUAGAGGAGGUUUUGAUCAGUACAAUGCCAAGGUUUGUACUCCGAGGCCAGCAACUUAUUCUACUGUUUCACAUCCACCCCCUGUUUAUCAUUCAGAUGUGGGCUCUGCAGGGAGGAGUGGAGUCCGACCUGGCAUGAAUCAAUCAUACCCUACUCGAAGUACACAUUUCUCCCCUGGGUCAGUGACACUGGUAGGGGAGUACCGGGGUCUACGCCGAAGAUUCCCCUUUUCAUCCGUAAUGACCCGAUGGAGUUCUCUCAUCUGAAGUUAGCCCUAACUAAUCUGUUACCGGCCGAUGCUUCAGAGCUUUUUAAGUACCAGAUUCUGGUGGAUCAUGUAAAGCUAGAUGAAGCGUGUCUCAUUGCAGACUCCUUUAUUAAUUCACCUAUGACAUAUACCGACACAAUGAUCGCCUUAACAGAGAAGUUUGGACAGCCGCAUCAAGUCGCCUUGAAGAGGAUCGCUGCGGUGAUGGAUUCACCUGAGGUAAGAAGAGGGGAUAUAGCUGCCUUUGAGAGGUUUUCUCUGCAGGUGCAGUCGCUUGUGGGUAUGCUGCAGACGUUAGGUCCAGAUGGGGAGGUUGAAUUACGAUGUGGCUCACAUGUUGCUUGAUUGCUCACCAAGCGUCCACCAGAGAUGCGAGCAGACU